UAUAUGUGAAGACAAAUGACACAAAUUUUUUAUGACUGCACGGAAAUGAUGUAGAAAUUGCAUUGUUUUGCAAUUAUACAGGAGAUAUGUGUUACAACCCUACUAAAUAUAUAAGAAAUUGGAAUCACCCGCAUUUUGGAACAUACCCAAAAGAUUCAAUGGUUAGUGUGAAACAAAGAGCGGACUGUAAAAAAGUGGGUCUAGUAAAAAUCGCAAUAAUUUAACAUUUUAUGACUAAACUAUCGAUUUUUUCCACGUGUAGUCACUUUCGAGUUUAGUCUCCAACCACAAUGGGGUCGCAGUGAGCAAGAUGGAGUGCAAGUCUACCAUUGCCAUGACAACCGUACGAAAUAUCACAGCAGCUAUUAAGCUGAAUGGAGAUAAGACCUAAGUCGUUUUCACAAAAGUUAUCCACACAUACUAAGAUGAUCUUCUCUUGGACAAAACAAUAUAGAAUACUAUUCAUACUACAAUACAUACUUUUGCUUUACGACGCAAGUGUAAAUGCAGUUGUUAUAUUGUGCCAAAACCAGCCGGUUGAUGUGCUCAUUCUUUAUAUAACUCAAGACUUAUGUUUAAUGGUGUCAUUGACCAUACUUCUAGGUAGCUUUUUCUCUACCUACAUAUUUCGGGUUGGACUGAUAUAUCUACUAUAUUCAAGAUUUCGCUUGGCAAUAAUGCUUUGUGUCAUUUAUAUUGUUCUUAGUAUUACAUUGCAUUCUUGGCAUAUGACUUACCGAUGGCCCUCUCCACAAAUUCACCAUUGGAAUAAAGGUUUUCAUAUUAUGUAUGCUACACACAGAAUAGUUGCAGUUAUAUACUAUUACUUCUACAAAAGAGCAACAUUGAGUAUCAGCGAUCCACGACUGUUUCAAACGUCCAGCUGGGAACAAAACCCAUUGAGUGUUUCCUGAUUUGUUGUUUGAAUAAACACGUCAAGAAUAUAUUACCAUAAUUUUGAACUUCAUACAUUAUUGAAUAAAAUGAAGAUGUAAAUAUAGGUUUUGGGAUAGGUAAAGUAAUCUCUAAUGCAAGAUAUGGAAAAUUCGCACAAUUGUCCAAUUGCAAGCAAUUUGAAAAAAUAAUAUAUGCUAAUAGAAAAUUCAGACAAAUUUCUGUCAUUGAUUCUUAAACUUGUCAAUAAUCAACAUUAAAGAUUGUCAUAGGCGUUGAUUAAUUAUGAAAAUGAAAUAUAAUUCUGGGGUAAUCAUAAAGAUCUAUUUCAAAAAUACCAUGAGGGUGAAAACCCUUUCAAUUGGUAUGUAUAGACGCAAGUAUACUAUGGUUCUUGCAAUGGUUUACGGAUUUAUUAAAAAAUGUUCACAACUCGCAAGUGUUCGAUGACUCAACUACUUAUUGCAUGAAUUUUGGUUGAAAUUUCAAGUACAUACAAGUUGUAACAUGUAUUUGGACACAAACACAUUACUACGGCCACUCUGUAUAAAAGUUCUUAGACAACAAAGCCUCUAAUGUGCUGACGUAUCUGUAACCACAACGUUCUGUUAAUUUUCUUAAAACGAAAUUUCCAGUUCCGCUUGAAAUUG
Messenger RNA from Neodiprion virginianus, 1544 nucleotides. RefSeq names its product transmembrane protein 138. Gene Ontology annotation, cellular component: cilium. The record is from RefSeq and is a predicted model, not a curated record. The coding region runs from base 375 to 914 and encodes 179 amino acids. The transcript is spliced from 4 exons. NCBI's taxonomy places the organism in Eukaryota, Metazoa, Arthropoda, Insecta, Hymenoptera, Diprionidae.